This is a messenger RNA of Corylus avellana, 1917 nucleotides long. Its product is annotated as T-complex protein 1 subunit epsilon. Gene Ontology annotation, biological process: protein folding. The record is from RefSeq and is a predicted model, not a curated record. Gene Ontology annotation, molecular function: ATP-dependent protein folding chaperone; ATP hydrolysis activity; ATP binding. Lineage: Eukaryota; Viridiplantae; Streptophyta; Magnoliopsida; Fagales; Betulaceae.
AAAAAACCAGAGGGAGCUAGUGAACCCCUCCACUCUUCUACACAGCGCGCACCUCUCGAAGGUUCUUCAACUUUCACGCUGAUCCUCACCACCGUCGCACAUCGCUCAUUUCCAUCUUUGGUAGGUGAGAAAUGGCGCUGGCGUUCGACGAUUUCGGGAGGCCGUUCAUAAUAAUAAGGGAGCAGGAGCAGAAGACGAGGCUGAGAGGGUUGGAUGCGCAGAAGGCCAACAUUUCGGCGGGAAAGGCCGUCGCUCGCAUUCUCCGCACGUCCCUCGGCCCCAAGGGCAUGGACAAGAUGCUCCAGAGCCCUGACGGCGACGUCACCAUCAGCAAUGAUGGUGCAACAAUCUUGGAGCAGAUGGAUGUGGACAAUCAAAUUGCAAAGCUGAUGGUUGAACUGUCCCGGAGUCAGGAUUAUGAGAUUGGUGAUGGCACGACUGGAGUUGUUGUCAUGGCUGGUGCACUUCUGGAGCAGGCUGAGCAGCUCUUGGAACGCGGUAUUCAUCCCAUUCGGAUUGCAGAGGGCUAUGAGAUGGCCUCAAGGAUAGCUGUUGAGCAUUUGGACCGUAUUGCUCAGAAGUACGAUUUUGGAGUGUCAAAUAUUGAGCCUUUGGUUCAAACUUGCAUGACUACUUUGUCCUCGAAGAUUGUCAAUCGAUGCAAGCGCAGUUUGGCUGAGAUUGCUGUUAAAGCAGUUCUUGCUGUGGCUGAUUUAGAGAGGAAGGAUGUUCGCCUAGACUUAAUAAAAGUAGAUGGGAAAGUAGGGGGUAAGUUGGAAGAUACUGAGCUAAUAUACGGAAUUGUUGUUGACAAGGAUAUGAGCCAUCCACAGAUGCCAAAGCAAAUUGAAGAUGCAAAAAUUGCGAUCUUGACUUGCCCCUUUGAGCCACCGAAGCCAAAGACUAAACAUAAGGUCGAUAUUGAUACGGUGGAAAAGUUCCAGACAUUACGCUUGCAAGAACAGAAGUAUUUUGAUGAUAUGGUUCAAAAAUGCAAGGAUGUUGGUGCUACCUUGGUUAUCUGUCAAUGGGGGUUCGAUGAUGAAGCAAAUCAUUUGUUGAUGCACAGGAACUUGCCGGCUGUCAGAUGGGUCGGUGGUGUGGAGUUAGAACUGAUAGCAAUAGCUACAGGUGGAAGAAUUGUGCCAAGGUUCCAAGAAUUGACCCCAGAAAAGUUGGGAAAGGCUGGUUUGGUUCAAGAAAAAUCAUUUGGUACAACGAAAGAUCGAAUGUUGUACAUUGAACAUUGUGCAAAUUCAAGGGCUGUAACCGUAUUUAUUCGUGGAGGUAACAAAAUGAUGAUAGAGGAGACAAAGCGCAGCAUCCAUGAUGCCUUGUGUGUUGCAAGGAAUCUCAUUCGCAACAAUUCUAUUGUGUAUGGUGGUGGCUCAGCUGAGAUUUCUUGUUCAGUUGCUGUAGAGGCCGCUGCAGAUAGAUAUCCAGGAGUUGAGCAGUAUGCUAUCAGAGCAUUCGCUGAUGCUUUGGAUGCUAUCCCCAUGGCACUUGCGGAGAAUAGUGGACUCCAACCCAUUGAAACGCUAUCUGUAGUGAAGUCACAGCAAAUUAAGGAGAACAAUCCCUACUGUGGAAUAGAUUGCAAUGAUGUUGGCACCAAUGACAUGCGUGAGCAAAAUGUGUUCGAGACUCUGAUUGGGAAGCAGCAGCAGAUCCUGCUGGCAACUCAAGUUGUCAAGAUGAUACUGAAAAUUGACGAUGUUAUCUCACCUUCUGAAUACUGAUAUGUCCAGGUCUAAGCUCUAUAAUUCUGCGUCACUUGAGCUCUCGGGUAUUUUGUUGGUUUUAUUUGGUGUCUCGAGUGACUCUGAGACCAUAAUGUUCUCUUGGAUGGAAACUUGUUGCUCAUAGAUUUUGGAGUGCCUUUGAUUGAAAUUGCAGUACGCUUUCUCUUGUGGUUAA